Limanda limanda (common dab) is the source of this 1048-nucleotide messenger RNA. RefSeq names its product insulin-like growth factor binding protein 2b (gene igfbp2b). The transcript is spliced from 4 exons. Lineage: Eukaryota; Metazoa; Chordata; Actinopteri; Pleuronectiformes; Pleuronectidae. Gene Ontology annotation, molecular function: insulin-like growth factor I binding; insulin-like growth factor II binding. Gene Ontology annotation, cellular component: extracellular region. The record is from RefSeq and is a predicted model, not a curated record. Bases 134 to 946 code for a protein of 270 amino acids. Gene Ontology annotation, biological process: regulation of insulin-like growth factor receptor signaling pathway.
GGAGCAGAUAGGACCCUGUCCCUGGCAUCAGAAUGUUUACCCACUGACAUCCAGGUUCUGAUGCUUCAGACUGUUUCCUUCCAAGGGUCAUUUUUGGAUUUCACCGGUCAACAAACCCAGCUGUUGUUAGAAAAUGCUGAUAUAUGUCACGUACGGGUUGCUGUUCACAUGCUUGGCCUUGCCUGGGAUCUUACUCGGGGAUCUGGCCUUCCGAUGUCCGAGCUGCACCGCCGAGCGCUUGGCGGCGUGCCCCAAAGUCACGGCGCUGUGUGCAGAGAUAGUGCGGGAGCCGGGCUGCGGCUGCUGUCCCAUGUGUGCCCGGGUGGAGGGGGAGCUGUGUGGGGUCUACACGCCGCGCUGCUCCGGUGGUCUGAGGUGCUACCCGGGCUCAGGGGCCGACUUCCCUUUGCAGCAGCUCAUCCACGGUUUGGGUCGAUGUGGACAAAAGGUGGAAAUAGACGUCACGACAAGUCUGAACAACCAGGCAGAAACAAAUGAGGUGCACGGGACGGAGAACCCACUCACCAAGAGACCCACCAUAGACGCCUGGUUCUGGCAGGAGUCGGCCAGGAAGCAGCACUCGAACGAGCGCAAAUCCAAGAUGAGGAUAAGUCCUCCGGACCUCCGGACCCCGAGAGUGUCUCAGAGCGCCUGUCAGCAGGAGCUGGACAUGGUCCUAGAGGAGAUCUCCAAAAUGACCUCUGAGGACAACAGAGGCCCACUGGAGGACCUGUACGGGCUCAAGUUUCCAAACUGCGACAGACAAGGACUGUACAACCUCAAACAGUGCAACAUGUCCACCCACGGCCAGAGGGGUGAGUGCUGGUGCGUUAACCCGUUAACCGGGGUCCAGAUCCCGACCACGCCCAGAGUCCGAGGGGACCCCAACUGUUACCAGUUCCAGGAGGAGAACAGAGAGAUGCCCACCGCAGCCACCUCCCACUAACACAGAUUCAGCUGAAGCCAUGUGACGAUGUUUCCUUCAAAACUCGGUCAGGAUCUGUGUUAUUGGUUCUAUCAACAUGUAAAUAAAAUGAAAAGAAACAAA